Pundamilia nyererei is the source of this 253-nucleotide messenger RNA. Its product is annotated as cytochrome c oxidase subunit NDUFA4-like. The transcript has 3 exons. Lineage: Eukaryota; Metazoa; Chordata; Actinopteri; Cichliformes; Cichlidae. Gene Ontology annotation, cellular component: respiratory chain complex IV. The record is from RefSeq and is a predicted model, not a curated record. The annotation marks the transcript as partial.
AUUGAUGCCCUUUCUCCAAAGCUGAUCCCCCUGUUCAUCUUCAUAAGUGGAGGGGCAACCAUGAGUGUGUUGGCCCUGACCAGGGCGGCUCUGAAAAACCCAGACGUGUCAUGGGAUCACAAGAACAACCCUGAACCCUGGAACCAAAUGCAGCCCAAUCAGCAGUACAAACUUCUUGCAGUAAACAUGGAUUACUCCAAACUGAAGAAGGACAGGCCAGACUUCUAAGCCAUCCGUACGAGGAGCCUUUGCA